UUCCCCAAAUUGAAUACAGAGAGUACAAUAUCCUAUGCACAAGGAACAAGCAAUCGAAAUACUUUGUUCAAACCCCGAAACACCAUCGUCCCACUCUCUCAGAAGUCAGAAGAAAACUGCUUAGGAGUUCGGAGUUUGCAGUUACACACGGAUCCAAUAGAGAAUAAUGGCUCUCAAUCUUCGUCAAAAACAUACAGAAUGCAUUACACGGAUGUUGAAUCUGAAUCAGCCGGUGAAUGCCGGCGGCACAGCUAACGAAGAGGUUUAUAAGAUCCUCAUUUACGAUCGAUUUUGCCAGGACAUACUAUCGCCGUUGAUUCACGUGAAGGACCUCCGUAAGCACGGCGUUACUCUCUAUUUCCUCAUUGACAAGGAUCGGAAGCCCGUUCACGAUGUUCCUGCUGUCUAUUUCGUCCGACCUACUCACCUCAACGUCCAGCGGAUCAUUUCUGAUGCCUCUAACUCUCUUUAUGAUUCGUUCCAUUUGAAUUUCUCAGCUUCCAUUCCUAGACGUUUACUCGAGGAUCUCGCUUCAGGGACGAUUAAUUCAGAGUCGAUUGAGAGGAUUGCGAAAGUGCAUGAUCAGUACUUGGAGUUUAUCACGCUUGAGGAUAAUUUGUUCUCCCUUGCCAACAAGAACUGUUAUGUUCAGUUAAAUGAUCCCUCAGCUGGGGAUAAGGAAAUUGACGAGAUUGUUGAAAAGAUUGUGAGCGGGUUGUUUUGUGUCUUGGCUACUCUUGCUGUUGUCCCUGUCAUCAGGUGUCCUCGUGGUGGGCCUGCUGAGAUGGUGGCAUCCCUGUUGGAUCAGAGACUGCGGGACCAUUUGCUGGCGAAGAACAAUUUGUUUUCAGAGGGUGGGAAUUUGACUAGCUCAUUUCAGAGGCCAGUUUUGUGUUUAUUUGAUCGGAACUUUGAAUUGGCAGUGGCGAUACAGCAUGAUUUUAGGUAUAGGCCACUUGUUCAUGAUGUGCUUGGGUUGAGAUUGAACAGAUUAAGCAUGCCGGGAGACAAGGGUGGGAUGAAAUCCUAUGAGUUAGAUAGGUCUGAUCCAUUUUGGAUGGCCAACGGGUCAUUGGAAUUUCCAGAGGUUGCAGUGGAGAUAGAGUCUCAAUUGAAUAAAUACAAGAAGGAUGUUGAGGAGGUAAAUAAACGAACAGGUGGGAGUGGAGGGGCCGAGUUUGAUGGAACAGAUUUGGUAGGUAAUACUAAACAUUUGAUGAAUGCUGUAAAUUCCCUACCUGAGUUGACUGAGCGAAAGCAAGUGAUUGAUAAGCACACAAAUAUUGCUACUUCAUUAUUGAGCGAGAUCAAGGAGAGAUCCCUCGAUUCAUAUGCUAAAACAGAGAGGGAUAUGCUGGUGAGAGGUGGCAUUGAUCGUAAUGAGCUCCUUGGAGUGCUGAAGGGAAAAGGGAGUAAGGCGGAUAAGUUGCGAUUCACUAUAAUUUAUCUUAUCUCAACUGAAAGCAUGCCUCAAUCUGAAGUCGAAAUGAUUGAAGCAGCACUUAGGGAGUCCGAGGUUGAUACCAGUGCUUUUCAGUAUGUAAAGAAGAUAAAAUCAUUGAAUGUCUCUUUUGCAUCAGCAAAUUCUGCAAGUACGAGCAACAUUGUUGAUUGGGCUGAAAAACUCUAUGGGCAGUCAAUCAGUGCUGUAACUGCAGGUGUGAAGAAUCUAUUAUCCGGUGAUCAUCAGUUGGCUUUGACGAGAGCAGUAGAAGCAUUAAUGGAGGGGAAACCAAAUCCUGAAAUUGAAUCUUAUCUUCUACUUGAUCCUCGUGCACCGAAGUCAAGCUCUGCAUCUAGCAGCAGUCAUCUAAAAGGACCAUUUAAAGAAGCUAUAGUCUUUAUGAUAGGUGGUGGAAACUACGUGGAGUAUGGAAGCUUGCAAGAGCUUGCCAAUCGCCAACAGCCGGUCAAGCAUGUCAUAUACGGGACAACAGAAAUUCUUACAGGAGGUGAGUUCAUUGAGCAGCUUGCAGUACUGGGGCAGAAAAUGGGAUUGGGAAGCAGUGGGGCUGCACCUCCCCAUUGAUGGGAUGGAUUUUGUACACAACUGAUUAAGCAACUAUUUGUUGUUCACUAUCACACUGCUCUUCACUUUAUUAAGCCACAGGUUCAUGAGAAAAGCUUACAUUGAACCUAAUAGUCUAGUUGAGCGAAUGGAGAACUGAGCUAACUGUAUUUUUGAUAGCGCCAGACUUUGGCAUUUGACUGUGGUGCGUACUGGUCUUAAAAAUAUGACUUUUAUUUCAAUUUUUGAAGAUCUGAGGGAGUUAAAGGAGCUUUUCUACAUUCGAUAUA
Nicotiana attenuata is the source of this 2298-nucleotide messenger RNA. Its product is annotated as SEC1 family transport protein SLY1-like. Gene Ontology annotation, molecular function: syntaxin binding. Gene Ontology annotation, biological process: endoplasmic reticulum to Golgi vesicle-mediated transport; intracellular protein transport. The coding region runs from base 167 to 2029 and encodes 620 amino acids. The transcript is spliced from 3 exons. Lineage: Eukaryota; Viridiplantae; Streptophyta; Magnoliopsida; Solanales; Solanaceae. Gene Ontology annotation, cellular component: Golgi membrane; cytosol. The record is from RefSeq and is a predicted model, not a curated record.